AUGGCGAUAACGGAGGUGUUCGGCGAGUUCCGCACCGGCAAAACGCAACUGUCGCACACUUUGUGCGUGACCACUCAAAUACCGAAUCCGUCGGGCUACCACGGCGGCAAGGUCAUGUUCCUCGACACGGAGCACACUUUUCGUCCAGAUAGGUUAAGACCGAUAGCAGACAGAUUCAAUUUGGACCAAAACGCCGUUUUGGACAAUGUCCUAUAUGCCAGAGCGUACACAUCCGAACAUCAGGCUGAAUUAUUAGACUACGUAGCGGCGAAGUUCCAUGAAGAGGCGGGCGUUUUCAAACUCCUGAUCAUCGACUCUAUCAUGGCUUUGUUCCGGGUCGAUUUCUCGGGCCGAGGUGAACUGGCCGAUAGGCAGCAAAAAUUGGCCCAAGUGCUAUCGCGACUGCAAAAGAUAUCCGAAGAGUAUAACGUGGCCGUGUUUAUAACAAAUCAAAUGACGGCGGAUCCCGGCGCCACCUUAACGUUCCAAGCGGACCCGAAAAAGCCUAUCGGGGGCAACAUUUUGGCGCAUGCAUCCACCACCAGAAUUGCACUCAGGAAGGGUAGGGGAGAGAACCGAAUCGCCAAAAUUUACGACUCGCCGGAUCUCCCCGAAAGCGAAGCAACUUUCGCCAUCACUAAUGGAGGAGUCUCUGACGCUAAAGAU
Messenger RNA from Iphiclides podalirius (scarce swallowtail), 666 nucleotides. NCBI's taxonomy places the organism in Eukaryota, Metazoa, Arthropoda, Insecta, Lepidoptera, Papilionidae. The record is from the annotation of a GenBank genome assembly.